Messenger RNA from Neurospora tetrasperma FGSC 2508, 1770 nucleotides. RefSeq lists its product as uncharacterized. The transcript has a single exon. Lineage: Eukaryota; Fungi; Ascomycota; Sordariomycetes; Sordariales; Sordariaceae. Bases 1 to 1626 code for a protein of 541 amino acids. Gene Ontology annotation, biological process: protein peptidyl-prolyl isomerization; protein folding. The record is from RefSeq and is a predicted model, not a curated record. Gene Ontology annotation, molecular function: peptidyl-prolyl cis-trans isomerase activity. Gene Ontology annotation, cellular component: catalytic step 2 spliceosome.
AUGUCGGCCAUCUACAACCUCGAGCCGCAACCGACGGCAUCUGCGAUUAUUCACACAACACAGGGCGAGAUUGCCGUCGAGUUAUUCGCGAAGCAAACACCAUUGACAUGCCGAAACUUCCUGCAGCUUGCACUCGACGGUUACUACGACAACACCAUCUUCCACCGCCUGAUCCCUGGUUUUAUCGUUCAAGGUGGUGAUCCCAGCGGCACCGGUCAUGGAGGAGAGUCGAUCUACGAUAAUGGCGCGCUCAGCGGUGACCUCGACCCAUGGCCGAUGGACCAGAGAAGGGGAAAGAAUGCGGGACCUCAUGGCGUCAAUUUCAAGGACGAGUUCCACUCGCGUCUCAAGUUCAACCGCAGAGGUCUCUUGGGUAUGGCGAACGAAGGGGCACCAAACACCAACAGCAGUCAGUUCUUCUUUACGCUCGGCAAGGCGGACGAGCUGACGGGGAAAAACACCAUGUUCGGUCGAGUGGCCGGCGACACGAUUUACAACUUGGCAAAGAUCGGAGAGGCCGAGGUGGAAGAGGGCGGUGAGCGGCCCCUAUAUCCCAUCCAGAUCACGCGUAUCGAGAUCCUCAUCAACCCCUUCGAUGACAUGCAGAAGAGGGAGAAGAAACCCAGACCACAACAAAUUUCUAGGCCCACUCCCGCCGAGAAGAAGCAAAAGAAGAGGAAAGGCGGCAAGCAGCUACUCAGCUUUGGAGACGAGGUCGGUGAUGAGGAUGGAGAAGAGCUUCCUCUUCCCAAGAAACCCAAGUUUGAUACCAGGAUCGUGGCGGAUCUUGACCAAGACGAUUCAAGCAAGCAAAGCGCCUCGAAAAAGUCAUUUGCCAAAAAGGACGCCAAACCAGUGGCAAAGGAUGUACCAAAACGGGAAGAAAAGCCAGAGCCAAAACCAGUAAAAGAAAGCAGGAGGAGUCUAAGCCCACUGCCGGUUGCUCAGAAGAAAGAGCAGCUGCCCAAGAAGCACUACAGCGAGCAUUCGAGCCCAGAACCUGAAAAACCCAAGAAGAAGUCCCUCCUUGAAAAGACGAAUGAAGAGAUUGCGGCACUCAAAGCGUCAAUGAAAAGGACGAUCCAUUCAGAGCCAGUAAAGCAGGAGAAGAAGAAGUCGGCUCUGGAGCAACUGAUCCCGGAUACAGCCAUCCGCGGGAGAAAGCGCCGGCCAGGUGCAAGUAACAAUCCCACCCGGGAAGAGCAAGAAGCUUUGGACCUGCUCAAGUCUUUCAAGGCCAAGAUUGAGACGGCUCCACCAGAGAAGAAUGCGGCCCAGCCUGCGGUGAAUCCAGAUGUAGAGAAUGGCGAACAAGACGGUCAAGCAGACGAGGAAAAAGUGUGCGAUCUUCACUUCAUUGCUAACUGUCAAAGCUGCAAGGCCUGGGACAAGGUGGAGGACAAUGAGGAUAGCGGUGAUGAAGGUUGGAUGUCUCACAAGUUGAGUUUUGCUGCUGACAAGCUCGGGAAAGACCUCAGUUACCGGAAGAAGGCGGAGGAAGAGUUGGUGGUUAUUGAUCCUCUGGCGAAAGCUAGGACGCUCAAAGAGGAGAAAAAGGCCACCCGAGAUGCUAAGACGGGAGGCUCUUCAAGAGCUUGGGACCGGGGAAGACGGGACCGAUACUGAUUUAGCGGAUAAGUUGCCUCCGUCCUUGGUCUCUUUGUUGGUUCUGUCAUAUUCCAUAUUGCUACCUGUAGCUCAAGAACGGUGUGAUGAAAGUGUGCGUAUGUACGUCUAGUUUGUAGAAUAGCCAACCCAAAUGAUACCCUC